Stegastes partitus (bicolor damselfish) is the source of this 1122-nucleotide messenger RNA. RefSeq names its product gastrin-releasing peptide receptor-like. The transcript is spliced from 4 exons. The record is from RefSeq and is a predicted model, not a curated record. Gene Ontology annotation, biological process: G protein-coupled receptor signaling pathway. Gene Ontology annotation, cellular component: plasma membrane. Gene Ontology annotation, molecular function: neuropeptide receptor activity. The coding region runs from base 1 to 1122 and encodes 373 amino acids. Lineage: Eukaryota; Metazoa; Chordata; Actinopteri; Pomacentridae.
AUGGAGCGUCUGUGCCCAAACGCGUCGCGCAGCGUCACCACUCCUCUUCCCGGCUCGGAGCGGACGAUGUGGUUCACCGGCGUGGCCAUUGCCUCCGUUUACGGGGCCAUCAGCGUGUUGGGGCUGGUGGGCAACAUCACGCUCAUUAAGACGUUUUGCUCCGCCAAAUCCAUCCGCAACGUGCCAAAUCUUUUCAUGACGAGUCUUGCGCUCGGGGACGUUUUGCUGCUGCUGACCUGCGCUCCGGUGGACGCCAGCCGGUACCUGUCAGAGGAGUGGCUGUUCGGCAGGCUGGGAUGUAAAGUCAUCCCCUUCAUCCAGCUCACCUCUGUUGGGGUGUCUGUGUUCACUCUCACGGCCCUCUCUGCUGACAGGUACAGGGCCAUCGUAAAACCCCUGGACAUCCAAACAUCGACCACCACUGCCAGCAUUGUCCUGCGGGCAGCGCUCAUCUGGGUCUUCUCCCUCAUCCUGGCCAUCCCUGAAGCCGUGUUCUCUGACCUGCACACCUUUAACAUCACCUCCACCAACGAGAGCUUCAUCACCUGCGCUCCUUACCCCCAUGCUGGAGAACUGCACCCUCAGAUCCACUCCAUGGCCUCCUUCCUCAUCUUCUACGUCAUCCCCCUGCUGAUCAUAUCUGUGUACUACACCUUCAUUGCUCGGAGCCUGAUGAGCAGUGCCUCCAACCUGCCGGUGGAAGGAAACCUGCACGCAAGAAGACAGGUGGAAUCCAGAAAGCGCUUGGCCAAGACAGUACUGGUCUUCGUUGGUCUCUUUGCAGUGUGCUGGCUCCCGAGUCACAUCAUCUACUUAUAUCGCUCCUAUCACUACUCCCAGGUGGACACCUCACUGGCUCACUUUGUAUGCAGCGUCAUAGCUCGAAUCUUGGCCUUCACCAACUCCUGCCUCAACCCAUUCGCCCUUUACCUGCUGAGCAAGACCUUCAAGAAGCAGUUUAAUCAGCAGCUGUGUUGCUGCUGUCGUAUGAUCUUCAAACACUCCUCGCAGAGCCCGACACAUAACGCAACACGCGUGACAUCGGUCCGCAGCACGCAUCACUCCAUGGCCAGUCUGACCAUGAUCAAUGGCAGACAGCUCUGUCAGGAGGACUGCGUGUAA